Lytechinus pictus (painted urchin) is the source of this 3969-nucleotide messenger RNA. RefSeq lists its product as uncharacterized. The coding region runs from base 1389 to 2561 and encodes 390 amino acids. The record is from RefSeq and is a predicted model, not a curated record. Lineage: Eukaryota; Metazoa; Echinodermata; Echinoidea; Temnopleuroida; Toxopneustidae. The transcript is spliced from 2 exons. Gene Ontology annotation, molecular function: tocopherol cyclase activity.
AUCACAUCGACAGUCUGACACACAGGUUUACCUAAUCAAAAAAAUUGUCUACCCCAUUCCUCCUCUCUGAUUUUUUCCUUCCUUUCGUUUUCCUCUUCCUCUUUGUCCAUUUCUUUCUUUUUUCCUUCCUUUCUUUCUUUCUUUUUUUCCUUUCUUUUUUUCUCUUUCUCUUCCUCCCCUUUUGUUUCCUCUUCCUCCCUUCUUUUUUUUUUUCCUUCUCGCUCCUUUUUUCCCCAAUUUUUUCCGACGGCAGCGCUAAUUUACCGACUUUAUCCAAAUUAGUAGGGGGUGUCGCACCCCCCCCCCUUUGUUCGGGGUGUGACGUCAAUGUCAGUCAUCUAUACAACAGCUCGACGGAUGAUCGAUGAAGGCAGAAAUAUGGAUUGAAAUAUGCCAUUUUGGAGAGGUAAUUUCUGGAACCUUCAUUCAAUAUAUUUCUCAUAAGUAACAAUUCUUCCCAUUCACAAUUAUGGAAAAAAUGAUUAUAAAUAAUACAUAAGAAUUGACGGUGCUGCUCGACUUAAAAGAGCACAUUUAAGGACAAACUUCACGCUAGCAAUGACUUCUUAGUUAGAUAAUUUAUGCACCUUGUUUAUGACAGAAACUGCUCAGAAUAUUCUCAGGGGAGCUCUUCAUAAAUGGACAAAGUCUGUUUCAUCCCACAAAAAUCAAGGAAAUUUGUCAGAUCUGACUUGUCAGACGAAAAUGUUGAUGAAACACUCCCCUGAUCAAAAUAAAAUUCAUAUCCAAAUAUUUGAGCUUGUGCCAUAUAAAAAACGUUAUCCUGUUUGGAGGUAAGCCUAUUAAACUAAGAUGUAGGCCUAUACUCAAAGAAUAAUAAAUAGAUUAGCCUCUAGCGGCCGAUCUUGAAUUUUUUUUCUCCGCCCCAUCCCGAUCUGGAAAUGACUAAACUUGGAAUACUAACAUAAAUAUCGGUCGUGGAACGUCGGUAGACUUGCGUGAAAUUAGAUAACAGGCAGUCAGGGUCUACAAAGUACAAUGAGCUAUAUGAAUAUGAUUCGCUAUGAACUUUGUACGCUGAUAUGGAUUAUAUAAGUAGAGAAUUGCCAAUCCCAAAGUAAAAUACCAAAAAACAAAUCAAGACUCGCAUACAACUAGAUUAAGUUCGAGGGAUUGAUACACCCACGUACAACCUGCAAAACUCGUCAAUAAUUUAUAGGAGUUUGUUUGAAGUUUCAUAACCUUUAACUGGACAUUGAUCGAAAUUGAUAGCUUUUCUACUCUAUGGAUUAAGCAAUGAAGCAAGCCACUUGGUAACGUUUUAACAAGUUAUUGUUCUAUAAUAAUCAUUUAUACUGGACGUCUAUACCUUUUCAGAUAUUUGAGCAAAAGUAUUGUGUAAGCUAUCGGAUGCUCGCGAAAACCUGAUGAAACAUUUAUGUUGGCCUGUAUACCAUGAUAUUGGGUUCGUUGUAAAGACUGCGAUGCACUUGUUAAUUCUGGUGAUUUGUUUGCUGUUGCUCCCUGACAGCAAUGCAAGUCACUAUGACCCUCAUCUCUACCCAUCCACCGGGCCUUUCUUUGAGGGUUGGUACACCAGACUAACUGAUACAGACAACAAUAGAUCAUUCGGUGUGCUCUUCGGUCGUGUCCUCCCAAGGAUCAACCAGUCGACGUCAGCAGGAGACUCUGCUCCGCUGACUUACAUCGGUCUCUUACGCAGCAAUGGUGAGUCUCCUAUGGUGGUCGUCGAGGCCUACCCAGAUGAAGACGACAUCGAGGUUACAAUACAUGGUGGAAAACCGGUCACUGGCAAAAACCCCUCGUUGCAGACACCGUCUUACUUCGAGUAUGUUGCACGCCCCUUUGGAUUCUUCAACGUGACUCCAGACUCGACGGUAUUUAAUUUCACAAUUGAAGGAGUGACUUUUGCAGGAAGCUUCUCUGGACCACUGCUCUGGGACUCUACUGGGCAGGGUCCAGAAGGCUGGCUUUCUAACCUACCACUGCUACCAAUUCAUUGGUUUGUCUAUAGCCUAGGAACUCUAGGAAGAUACACAUGGACUCAUUCAGGCUCCGUCAUAUAUGGUAUGGCUCAUGCCCAUCAAGAGAAGAACUGGGGCCAGGGCUUCCCGGCAGGCUGGAUGUGGACACAGGCAUACAAUCGCACUGCAAAUGCGACAUUCGCAGGAACAUUCGGAAUCCUUUCAUAUUUUGAUACCUCUCCCACAAUCCCGGCCCACUUGUUUGGCUACAGAAACUUUGAACGUCAUCUUCAUUUUGAUUUCAGGCCUGAUAAUUCAUUUACGACACAGGAGCUAUGGCCGUGUGAUGGGACGGCUGCGGUUAAGAUCUUCAGUCCAUUGUAUAUUUUGGAGUUGACAAUGAGUACUCCUUUAAAUACUUUUCAGAAGUGUCUCCGCGGUCCAGUGGAAACGGGCUUCCGUUACAAUUUGGUAGAGACCUACGUGGCAACCAUAAGGAUUGUCAUCAAGAAACUGGGUAUUUGGGGCUACAGCGUGAUUGAAGAUCAGAUAUUCCACGGGGCUGCGUAUGAGUUUGGUAGAGAUUAUCUUUGUCCGAAAAAUCCAUGUACAUAAUUAUGGUAAUUAUUUCAGUGAGUUAUUACUAGAACUACACAGUGCGUCCCACAAGAAAAAAAACAACAACGAAGAAUUGAUGACUUAGGCUAUUCUAAGUUUAUCACAAAUUCAAUAGACGAAUGACGUAUCAUUGUAAAGCUUAAAGUAUCCUUGUCUCUUCCUCUGGUAUCUCUUUGAGAUUAUGCUUCUACUCUAUUUCCAUACUAACGGAUUUUCUCCUGUAGCAUUUGCACGGUAAGCAAAGACUUUAUGCAUGACUUAUCAAGAAAGUGUCGAGAAGUUUGACAGCUAUCCUGUAAAACAUCUUCAUUUUAUGAAAUUACUUGAAUUCAGGCAUGAUUUAAGAAAAAAACCGGACAUUGUCAUUUUUAACUAUUUGCUGUGAUUGUGAUAUCAUUUAACGAACAUUGAUUUUCUUUUUUUAAUUCAGAUACCACCAGUUUUUUUUUUCAUUUUUGUAAUUACUCAUACCUAAAUGAGGAAUGGUUCAAAUUCUGAUCAGGCGAAUGACAAGAUUCUAAGCUUUACAAUGAUACGCUAUUUGCCUCAUGCAUUUGUAAUUAUGUUAUGAUAAAUCCUCACUAAUUCUUUAUUUCGGCUAUCCUGGGACCCUCUAUAGACCUAUUUGCUGAAUCCAAGCCUGUUCACGGUUGUAAACUGCGCGCGAGCAGAAAAAGGUCAUUGGAGAUAAACCAUGAAGGUGGCUUUCAAAUUCACUGACAUAGGCAUUCGUGAUUUGAUGAUUAUUCAUGUAUUCCUUUCAAAAUAUUCAUUUUAUCACAUCCAAGCUGAAGAGUAAAAAAUAGAGCCUUCAUAAUCACUGGUAUUUAGCAGUAGCCUAAACAAUAGUCAAAUGUGCCAAAGGCAGACAAUAAAACAGAUUUCCAAACUUUAUCCCUGAUGUACUAUUCUAGUCACCUGGUUUAUACAAUGCCUUUUGUUCUUAGAAUUUGAAUACUCUACCGGUUUACGCAACAUCUACAUCUGAAAAUGAUAGUGCUUAUCCUAAUGAAAAAUCACAAAGGUCAUUUGAGAAAAGUUGAUCAUGAGCUAACCGUGAACUGGCUUUUUAAUAGUAACUUAUCUGGCGAGUAGCGCAACAAAGGGCAUUCUAAAGCAAAUACUCAGUCCGCAUGAAAAAAUGCAUGAAUGUGGGAUUGGCAUGAUUGAAUUUUGUUGCUUAUCAGAGUUCCAUUGGCCUACAAUUUGUCAACUUUGUUAUCCGCUUCCGAUUAGGUCUUUGAAUCAUGCACCCGAUUAAACAUAACCAAACUUUAAGAUUGACUGACUCGAUCCGGCCUCAAACCUCAUACGGUCACAAAAAAAAGGGGGCUUCAGGUUUAUUAGAGAUGCCUUGUUCCCAUUGCUUGACAUCAAUUAAAUUGAAAUUUAAUGGAAAUCUGUA